Molecule: messenger RNA, 1415 nt
Organism: Drosophila santomea
Lineage: Eukaryota; Metazoa; Arthropoda; Insecta; Diptera; Drosophilidae
Exons: 2
Coding region: 259-852 (197 amino acids)
Source: RefSeq, a predicted model, not a curated record
UAUGGCAUAUAAGUUAUGUGUAUAUCAUAAAACUUUAAACGACUGCAUGCAAAACAUCCUAAGCAAAUGGUUCUUUCAAUCACAAACAUUACAAGUACUUAUCUUUAACACAUAGAAGGCAAUAAAUAAACUAGUGCAUGGUAUUCAAUAGUAUUCAGAUAAGGAGUAUAAAUAUAAUUAAGGAAGCUGAUAAGAAAGCUCCUAUAAAACCCGGAGAGUGCAUUGAAAGUAAGGCAGUCACAUUUAAAGAUUUGCGAAAUGCUAUUUCCCCGUAUAAUUUUUUUCCUGCCGUUUCUGGCAUUUACCAGGAGUGAUCCAGUGGAAAGGAAUUCAGCAGCCAUAUGCGAGUUUUUCCAACAUGUUCGAGCGUUUCAAGAAGACUGGUGGGAUGAUAUAGUAGUCGCGAUGAAGACAAUGUUGCAGGAAAUGAUCACUGCCUUAGAACCCUAUCCCGAAUAUGAAGAAUACAGGAAAACCAUGCAGGACUAUGUUGAGCAGGGAAAGACUAUAGUUAAGUCAAGCAGGUUGGAAGAUAAAGUCGCAUUUGUUAAAGGAUUCAAUGAACGCGGUGACCAGCCAGUUCUAACCGGAUCUCCUGCUAAGAAGCAGGCGCUCACCAGACCUAUAGACCAUUUCAGAUCCAACAUGAUUUUCAAAGUGCUCACAGAAUUCCAUAACAAGCUGCUCAAAGCUGCAGACGACUUGGAGCGAGUUGUGCGAUUCCCGGAUAGCUCUUCCAAGGGUGAACUUUUUAGACUUCUCCAGCAAUAUCGAACUAGUGGCAUUGGAAGUCUCACUGAAGAAAUAGCUUCCCGCAUCCUGGCUUUGAAGGAUAAAUACCAAUGUGCUUAGCCAAGAAAUCAAGACAAUAUCCUUGACACCUAAUAACUUCAGUUUUAUAAAUCAAAUAUGCUUGUAAUAUAUGUUCAAUUUCUAUAUACAAUGACUGUAGCUUACUGAUUAAUUAUCCAAAUACUAAUUACUUUCGUAUUCUCAAUAUUUGAUUGAAACAUAUUCAUAUUCAGCUCACUGCCUGUGACAAGAUCCAGACAUUUCAGCUGCGGUAUCAGCAUGUUGAGUGUUGAGAAUGAUAUAGCAGGGAUUGCAUAACAGGUUGAUGAUACCAUGGGAACAGAAUUGCCAUCCGACCGAAGAUAUUUCCAUGGCGCUGCCACCAAACAUUCGUGUCAUGAACACAUCCAAUUGUGGCAUCAGCUCAGCAGCUCAGCUGCUCCAGCACGUUGCCUCGGUUUAUCAGUGGCACGCUCUUCUAGAUUCCAACCUCUGGCUGGCCAUAUAGCAAUAGCAGCUAUAGCAGCGGGUAUACCUAUACCCAUACCUCUAUCUACAUACCUGCCGCGUCGGCCGAGUAAAGAGAGCCAAGCGAAGUCAAGCCAGCCAACCAAGCCAGCCAA